Anoplopoma fimbria (sablefish) is the source of this 1281-nucleotide messenger RNA. RefSeq names its product neuropeptide FF receptor 2a (gene npffr2a). Gene Ontology annotation, molecular function: peptide binding; neuropeptide receptor activity; opioid receptor binding. Gene Ontology annotation, biological process: regulation of cAMP-dependent protein kinase activity; regulation of adenylate cyclase activity; G protein-coupled receptor signaling pathway. The transcript is spliced from 3 exons. NCBI's taxonomy places the organism in Eukaryota, Metazoa, Chordata, Actinopteri, Perciformes, Anoplopomatidae. Gene Ontology annotation, cellular component: membrane. The record is from RefSeq and is a predicted model, not a curated record. The coding region runs from base 1 to 1281 and encodes 426 amino acids.
AUGAAUGAAGGACUUGAGAACAACUUGACUCAACUCCAUGACAACUGGACAUUUUACAACUCCUCGCUGGAGUCCGUCAUACCCAGGAGCAACAUCACCUACGUUGGAUUUUACCUGCAUCAGCCGUCCAUAGCAGCCAUCUUCAUCGUGUCCUACAUGCUGAUCUUCCUCGUGUGCAUGGUGGGAAAUGGCGUGGUGUGUUUCAUUGUGCUGAGGAGCAAAAACAUGCGGACCGUCACCAAUUUGUUCAUCUUAAACCUCGCUGUGAGUGACCUCCUGGUCGGGAUAUUCUGCAUGCCCACAACACUUCUAGACAACAUAAUUACAGGAUGGCCUUUUGGAAGCCUGGUCUGCAAAAUGAGCGGCAUGGUCCAAGGGAUCUCCGUGUCAGCAUCCGUCUUCACUCUGGUGGCUAUUGCUGUUGACAGAUUCAGAUGCAUCGUCUACCCGUUCAAGCAAAAGCUGACCAUCUCCACAGCCUCCUUGAUAAUAGUCAUUAUCUGGGUUCUGGCCAUAUCCAUCAUGUGUCCCUCUGGCGUGAUGCUCCAAGUGACCAAGGAGCAAACCAUCCGGGUGUUGCUGGGCUACGACAACAAAACCAGCCCGUUCUAUUGGUGCAGGGAGAACUGGCCGAACCAGGAGAUGAGGAAAGUUUACACCACCGUCCUGUUCGCGAACAUCUACCUUGCCCCUCUUUCGCUCAUCGUGAUCAUGUACGCCCGGAUCGGCAUCACGCUUUUCAAAACGGCGGUCCCGACGGGGGGGAAGCCGGGCCACGAGAACCGUCACUCCGUGUCAAAGAAAAAGCAGAGGGUGAUUAAGAUGCUGCUCAUAGUCGCUUUGCUUUUCAUCCUCUCCUGGCUCCCUCUGUGGACCCUCAUGAUGCUGAGCGACUAUGCAAGCCUGACCGAGCAGCAGUACAGAAUCAUCAACAUUUACAUCUACCCCUUUGCCCACUGGCUAGCUUUCUUCAACAGCAGCGUCAACCCCAUCAUCUACGGUUUCUUCAACGAGAACUUCCACAGAGGAUUUCAAGCUGUGUUCAAGUUCAGCCUGUGCACGGCGGACGGACAGCGGAGGAAAACGUACUCGCACAGGCUGCAGGGGAACUCCGUGCUCCCCGCCAACAACGCGCAAACCACCCUGGAGCCCAUUUCUCUCAACAGCCUGGAUAAGAACUGCUCUAGGCGGAUCAACCACGUCACGGAGCAGGACUUGGUCAUGGAGGACCUGGAGAAGGCGUCCGGCAGCAGUGGAGGAGUGACUGCGGUGUCUAUUUGA